GCAUCUUAGACAUUAAUAACCAAAUUUUGCUUACGGUUUUCAAAAAAACAAAGCAUUUAGGCUAGCAUUCUAUUUCCAAGCUAGCAGUUUUUGCAAAUAAAACAGUCCAUGCGAGGUACACGCGAAGCGGCAAAUGAGCUUCUAAGUGGCUAAAGCCAAGACAAGAACUUAGUUGGAACAGCAAGAGUGAAAGUUGACUCGAUCACUUCUAUAUAUUGUGCGAGGAAUUGUGGAAAUUGAGUCAUUUUGUAAUUAAAAGUUUGUGGUACUGUUAAUUAUGUUCUUGUUGUUGCCAAUGGUAGAUAAACAAAACAAUUUAACGGAAUUUCGUUUAAUUGUGCCACAGUCUAUAGUAGUGUGUAUCUUAGUAAUCUCCUUGUUCCUAAACAAAAAAAAUGCGUAAAGAUCGAUGUAGAUAACACAUACUAAGUUCCAUGAUAAACGUAGUUUUGUUUUUUGUUUUUCUGACAUUAAUAUUUGAUUAUGGAAGCGAACGGAGGACAGUUAUGGUCAAAAUAACACUACCGUUUUCAAUGCAUCAAAGAAAGAGCUCUUUAUUCCAGCGAGUGGCUUUAGAAAUCUUGUGAGGAAACUGACAAAUUAUUGGAAAGUUAUCAUAAAUAAGGAAGAAAUAACCUUGGAGAGAUUGUUGUAUGCUAAUCUGUUUGUUCUUGCUGGACCAAGAGAAAAAAUAUCAGCAAGUGAAUUUGAAGCAAUGAAACCAUAUCUUGAGAAAGGUGGAAGUAUCCUUGUUUUACUGGGAGAGGGUGGUGAGAUCCCUAACGAUUUUUCUAAGAUGUUCGAGAAAGAUUUAUUCAAACUGGAUACAGCAAUCGUACCAGAAGUUCUUAGGAGUUGUCAUGAAAUGCGAGGCUCUACAGUUGAUUCCUCCGCAGUUUGAGACGCCGUUCCCUCCUUUACAAUCAGCGGUAUUCCCGCCGACUUUUCGUGAAUUGUCUGGUCCACCAAUGGAACGUUUUGAUUUAGUUGAUCAUUUUUCAUCAGAAAAAGUCAGAAUUGCUCAAAUCACCAACAAAUGUACUAAGGAAAAGAAAUAUACAACACGUCAAUAAUCUCUUUUACUUAGGUGUCCAACACGCUACCUUUAUAAAUGACCAAAUCUAACCGUUUAUAGCAAUAUUUAUUCACUCCCUGAUUAUGUCAAGAUUGUGACGUAUGUGUAGUGUGAAGUGUCCUUCGACAUUACUGAUACAAACGACAUUUUUGUGGAUAUGUGAAUACAGUUUCGUAGGGACUUUUAUAUAUACUACUACCAUUAACUAACUUACGAGUUUAAAAAUACGUAAAACAGCACUUUAUUGUGGGUUGUACUGUGGUGGGGGAUAUUUGACCUUUGUUUUCAGACGUGUCGUAAUGAUUAGUUUAAUUUCGUCAUGACGACGAUGUAUGACCUUGAAAAAGAUAUAUUCCAUAUUCCAUUAAUAAUAAAUGGCCAUCUGCUUGCUUGGAAACCGCAUUUUCAAAUGUUACAGAAAAUAUACAUUAACAAACUCAUACUUAAAAUCUUCCAACAACAAAAAGCAGGGAGAAUAAAGUAGAUGGUUUCUGAAAUGUUAUAAGUCGAAGUCAACAAAAGCCCAUUCAAUGUUGGACUAAAUUUUCAUUCUUUUUACGUUAAGUGACAGCAAAUUAACUUAGUGAAGACUGAAUUCUGUAAGGUAAUUGGUAGAGUUUGAUAUAUUCAUAACAGAUCGUAUGUUUGUGCCAGUCUACAUCAUUAAAACAAAGCAUUACAACCAUGUUUUAUUUUCAUUAUGGACUACUGACAUUUUUCGCAUUUUCUCAACAUUGCUCAAGUUACAUUUGCUUAUCUUCAAAUGAUGUCGAAAAUGAUAGUUCAGCUUUUCCCCAGGAAACAACUGACAAUGCUUGGCUAAUCAGAAAAAGAAAAUUACACAAAUUAUCUGGUAAAUAUACGACAGGAAUACGUAUAGAAAAUGAUCUUCAACUGGGUCAAGUAUUUUCAUUCGUCACCAACCGUGGAAGGAUGGCUUUAAGCAGUGCAAAAUGUUCGUUCUAUGAUAAAAACUUGAGAAUUAAAUUUUGGUUAAAAUUCUAUAAAGGAAUAUCAAUUUUGAGUGCAGGUGGCUACACCAAACGUCUGAUUGGACCUGGAAUUAUCUUUAAAUAUGAAAAGAAAUGUAAAAAGUUUCGUGUUAGUGUAUCAACAACAUCAAAAUUAUGGACAGUACAUUUCACAAUGAAGAAAUCCAAAUGGUUUCAUUUAAUGUUUGUCUGGUGUAAGAAAAAGAGCUUAGCCGUUUAUGAAAAUGGGCAAUUACUUGGCGAAGACAACCAUGGACAGAAUGUUCGAUAUCCAGAAUUUGAAAGCAUAAAUUUCACUCUUAUGCUUGGUAAUCCAGGUAUAUUUACCCGUCCAAGAUUCGGAGCAAUAUUUCAGAUAAGUCACCUAGUUUUACAGGUGCCACCGUCAACGAAACACGUGAAACAAAACAAAAAGUCACCCAAAUUUUGUGAGAAAAAAAUAAGUAAGAGAAGAGAUUUACUUAAAAAUACGACGAUUGUAAUAAUAUCGGCAGCUGCGAUGGCAAGUGUUAUACUCAUACUUACAUUGUUGGCAGUAGUAAUCCACAGGUUAAGGAGUCAACGUCAAGGAGAAUUUGUACCCGGACAGCAAAAAGACAUGCCGAAUAACGACGAAAUUCAACAUAUUUAAGGCCUGUUUCAACCCUUACAAAAAUUUCACAUUUGAUUUCAUAUAUGAAAUGGUAUGUAAAACUUCUC
Xenia sp. Carnegie-2017 is the source of this 2766-nucleotide messenger RNA. RefSeq names its product intraflagellar transport protein 52 homolog. Gene Ontology annotation, biological process: cilium assembly; intraciliary transport. The transcript is spliced from 11 exons. The record is from RefSeq and is a predicted model, not a curated record. NCBI's taxonomy places the organism in Eukaryota, Metazoa, Cnidaria, Anthozoa, Malacalcyonacea, Xeniidae. Bases 1760 to 2698 code for a protein of 312 amino acids. Gene Ontology annotation, cellular component: intraciliary transport particle B; centriole; cilium.